UUUUCUUAGUCUCUUUUGUGAUAGAUCUGGCGCGCCACUAGCAACGACGAGUUAGGGCGAUGGUCUUGAUGGUAGACCUCACAAAACACAUGAAGCAAACCAUGCUUCGCACCCAACGCGUAUCUUGUGUGAUUUCUUCAUUCCUUAUAGGAUUGUCGAGACGAUUUCUUUGUGGAGAAGUAAUUUCUCUCUCUCUUCUGAUAGCCCUGCCACCACAUCAGUGUGGAGUAUAUGGCAGAGUAGUUAAUGUCAUAGAAACUAUGCUACUCAACGCGUUGAGACUACUAUUAGAGUGCCCGCUGUGGCGAGAGAUUUUUUGUUGCGCCAACCCUAUUAGUCAAGCAACCUAUUUCUAACAAUAAAUACGAGAUGGCUUAUUGAAUACGGGAAGGAACCGAACAUAGAGGAAUCAAUCUAUUACUACAUUAAAUGAAAUGUCAAUUAGUAUUAAACUUUUUACGAUUUGCCUAUAUACCAAUAUCAAACCAUCUAUUCGCAUUAAUUUGCAAACUCUAUAAUAGAAGUGUUAUGAUUAUACUUUCUUCUUGUGAAGCUUUUCAUCUACCAAUAUCAUAAACACAAUGUAUUUUAUAAAUUUCUCUAUUCAAUAAAUAGAUGGCCGAGGUCCUAUAUAAGUUGAUUUUAUUUGAACUUCUAUAUAAGUUGAUUAUGGUUGAAAACGUAAUGCUAAAACUAACUACAACAAAGUACACACACUAAUUGCACAAAACCGUGGGCAGCACAAAACAAGGGUAAACUCCAAAAAGGGGGCCAAACUUGCCAUUCCAUACUCAAAUAGACCUUUCCUACGAAAACUACAGAUCUACCCCUCUCUAUGCCGCAGUUGAACAUGGCUUACCCCAACUGCUAGGGGCAAACCCGCCAUUUCCCUCCGCGCCCACGGAGUCCUCCGUCCCCCUCCCAACAACGGCAACAACACCGUGACCCACCGCUCGGGCCCACCUGUCAACGUCGUCCUCCUACACCCACUACGCCACGUACUUUGUGGGCCCACCAACCGUCCACGUCACCAACCCCCCUCCGCCGUCCCUCUUUAUAAGACCUUGCGGGGCACCUCACUGUCCCACUCCUCCGUCCUCGCCUCCGAAGAGAAGAACUGAGCACGAACCACCGGAGAUGGACGCCGGCGGCGAGCCUCCUUUGGGCCACAAGUAAGACGGCGUAGACUGUAGCGGUCGUUUGGUUGUAAUAGGCAGGGCACGCUGCACGCGCCAUUCUUCUUGUUUCGGUUGCCAAGUGAGGACGACGGUGGUUGUGGUUGGGUGGAGCGGGGAAGGGGAGGGUGCGGCGGUGGUAAGUGGCGGCCGUCGAUGACGUUUCUGUUCCCGGUGAAGAACCAGCAGGGUACGAUAGAGGGAAGGCCGCCGGCUGCGCCUGGGAGGGUGUCGAUGUUACGGAGGCUGUUGGUGCGGGUGACCCCGGCCGAGCGGCUGGUCGGAGACGGCAAGGAGAGAGACAAGGACGAGAAGGCGCCGGCAACCGGCGGCGCUGGAGCGGAGGCGGAUGUCGGGUCGGUGGCGCUUGACAAGAUGGUGAUCAGCUUCAUGGAGGAGUCCUCGGCGGCCGUGGAGCGGCCGCCGCGCGGGCGAUGCGGCAACUGCUUUAACGGCAACCAGGACGGCAUCAGCGACGACGAGGACUUCGACUUCCUCCCAUCCGCCUCCCACCCCGCCGCGCCGCCGGCCGCGGCCGGCGACGCCUUGGAGCUCCUCAAGGGCCUGGUGCAGUGCGCGAGCACGGCGGAGCGGAACCUCCUGGCGGACGCGUCGCGGAUCGCGGAGCGCUGCCGCAAGGGCGGCUACGGCUCCGGCUGCGGGCGGAAGAAGGCGGACGUCCGCCGCGCCGUGGCGGACGGGCUCCGCGCGCUCGGGUACGACGCGGCGGUGUGCACGUCGCGGUGGGAGAAGACCCCCUCCCACCCGGCCGGCGAGCACGAGUACAUCGACGCGCUGGUGGUUGAGUCCGGGUCCGGUUCCGGCUCCGGCGCCGGCCGGCUCGUGGUGGAGGUGGACUUCCGGUCGGAGUUCGAGGUGGCGCGGCCCACCAAGGCGUACCGCUUGGCGCUGCAGGCGCUGCCGCCGCUGUUCGUGGGCACUCCCGACCGUCUGGGCCGGAUCGUGGCCGUCGUGACGGAGGCCGCGCGGCAGAGCCUCCGCAAGCGCGGGCUCCACUUCCCGCCGUGGCGCAACCACGAGUACAUGCGCGCAAAGUGGCUCUCCCCGCACUCCCGCAGCGGCAACCCGGACAAGACGCCGGCUCCGGCGCUCGCCACGCCGAUAUCCGUCGCCACCUUCUCCGGCGAGUUCGAGCUGCGGUUCGACGACAAGCCAAAGGCAUCCGCCGCGGACAUUCCCGCCGGCGGAGAAGAAGACAAGAAGAUCACGGUCGUGGUGUCGCCGACGCCGGAGGACCCCGGGGCGGCUGGCAAGCUGAGGCUGAGCCCGCAGCCGCCGCAGGCCAAGAUGAAGGUGGUCACCGGGCUGGCGUCCCUGCUGCUGCUCGCCAGCUGAGCUGAUCAAGCCAAGAAGAAGAACAGAGACACUCUGCCUCUCCGGCUCCAUUUUUUUUUUCCAGUUCAUCAGAACUCAGAAGAUUUUCCCUUGCGUUUUGUCGAUCCGUCCGAGGGCCGGCUCCAGGUGUUUUAGCGGUUUUCCGGCUCUUGGAACAGUGAGAGAAAACAAAAACGCCUCCUUUUUUUUCCCUCCUUUUCCGUCGGUUUUUUGUUCCUGCGAAAAAACAAACAAAAAAUUCAGUUGUCCGCGGCCGGGGGAACGGAAGGAAUCCCGGGCGGUUUUGGGUUCCUUCUUGUGUCCUCCUGUUCAUGGGAGGAACUGUCGAACUGAAGCGUCGCUGGUGUGAUGUGGAGCUGCUUCGCAGUACUGUAUCGUGUUCAUCAGCUCAUGUCAGUCUUGUGACUUCAAUUGAAGAGGUACUGGUAGAAGAAAAGUGCUAUAAUUAUACUCUGCAACCACCGGUUUUGUUUGUU
This is a messenger RNA of Sorghum bicolor (sorghum), 3007 nucleotides long. RefSeq lists its product as uncharacterized. Bases 1332 to 2531 code for a protein of 399 amino acids. The transcript is spliced from 2 exons. NCBI's taxonomy places the organism in Eukaryota, Viridiplantae, Streptophyta, Magnoliopsida, Poales, Poaceae. The record is from RefSeq and is a predicted model, not a curated record.